UGUCUGAUGAAGGGGCCCUGCCCAAAGCCUACUGGGUAAGAUGCUCUAGUGAUAGUUGUGGCCUAUUCUAGGCACAUCUGUCCUCACGGGUUCCAGUAAGACACCCUGGACCUGGCUCUGCUUUACAGGCAAGGGGACUAAGGCUCGCCAAGGUAGGGCAGCAUCACCUGGCUGAGGACUCAAAGACUCCUGUUAGAACAAGUCAGCUGCUGCAGGAAGAGAUGGUCAUUGUCUGGCUGUAUUUCUAGAGCUCUGCUCUACAUUGGGCCUCUGAGUUCAUGUCUUGGAAGGAUCUUAAAGGUAACUAUCUUUUAGUUUUUCAACACCAAAGCCGUCUUGCACGGGGGGGCAAGAGGGGGACAAAUCUUCCAACUUCGCAUCUCUUUCUCUUCCAAGCUGCAUGCCCAACUUUGUGUGCAUUGAAUUCUGGUAUUGGUCCAGGACUUUCCCAGGUCUGAGUCUCCUGGGUAGGGCAACAGGGAGUUUUCCCAUUGCUCUCAGGGCGUUCCCCGUUCCUAGGAGUUCUGAGAAAGACCCAAAUCCUCUAACGUCCGGGACGCAGGUCCCACAGAGGCUGCAUGAAGAUGUAGCCUACUUGCCUCUUCUCUCGUGUUGCUGUCACCCUGCUGCGAAGGUUAUUUGAGGACAGAGCAACUAGAGGAAGCAGGGCUCAGCGGGAAGAUGGGCCCCCGUGGGCUGGGACUCGCGCUGGCGUGCUGCCUGCUGCUGGCCUUCGCCUGUGGCCCGGUGCUGGGCCGCGUGCCCCUUGGGCAGCAGGAGCAGGAGGGGACCAGGGAGCCACCGCUGGACCACGCUGAGAGGGAUGAAGAAAAGCAUGAAACAUACAACUCCAGGCAGGAAGAGGAGCCUCCCGCAUCCCGGUGCUUUCGCUGCUGUGACCCUGGUACUCCCAUGUACCAGGCCAUCCCGGUGCCCCAGAUCAACAUCACCAUCCUGAAAGGUGAGAAGGGCGACCGAGGAGAUCGGGGCCUGCAAGGCAAAUAUGGCAAAACAGGCUCCGUGGGCGCCAGGGGCCACACGGGACCCAAAGGGCAGAAAGGGUCCAUGGGGGCCCCCGGGGACCGGUGCAAGAACCACUACGCCGCCUUUUCGGUGGGCAGGAAGAAGCCCCUGCAUAGCAACGACUACUACCAGACGGUGAUUUUCGACACGGAGUUCGUGAACCUCUACGGCCACUUCAACAUGUUCACGGGAAAAUUCUACUGCUAUGUCCCCGGCAUCUACUUCUUCAGCCUCAACGUACACACCUGGAACCAGAAGGAGACAUACCUGCACAUCAUGAAGAAUGGGGAGGAGGUGGUGAUCCUGUACGCCCAGGUGAGCGACCGCAGCAUCAUGCAGAGCCAGAGCCUGAUGCUGGAGCUGCAGGACCAAGACGAGGUGUGGGUGCGCCUCUUCAAGGGCGAACGCGAAAACGCCAUCUUCAGCGAUGAGUUUGACACCUACAUCACCUUCAGUGGCUACCUGGUCAAGCCCGCCACUGAGCCCUAGCCGCCCGCAGACCUCCUGCUCCAUCGCCGCAGGCUAACCUCCCGUUGUCCCCGUGCCCUGCCCUGCUCCGCCAGACCCCCUCCCCGACCCGGGUUUCCCCGGCCCACACGUCCCCAGCUUUGGCAUUCGACAUGACGCCCCUCGCGGGAGUGGGAAGCAACAUCGGCUGUGUGGUCCCAGGCCUUGCCGUGUCCGCACAUGAAAUCACCAGGCAGGUGCCCGCGAGAGCUCCCCUCUGUGUGCACGUCCUCGAGUGACCCCUGCACGCGUGCCACGACGCGCCAGGGUGUCCCAGAGUAAGCCACCCUUGCUCCCAUUGCUGGGAAUAAUUAAGCCAAUUCUCAAGGUUGUGAAAGGAGCAAAGUAAACCAUGGAAAAGAAAGGGAGGCAUUAUUAAUUUUGCCUUUCUGCCAGCCUCACUGGCUCCAGGCAGGAGGGCUGUCUCCCCUCAACGCUGCAGGAGACUUCCUGUAAGAGAAGAUCUAAAGUGGAUGCCAAGGGUGACAGGGGAAGGGGGUGGGGGGCGUGGGGACCGGAAAACCAUGUCUGGCUUAAUAUUUUAGGCCACGUAGGAAGCUUCUUGGGGGACAGCUGGACUGACGUCCACAUCCCGUGGACAUUCCUGUGGCCUUGCCCGAGGGCUCAGCUGGUCUUUCUGAGCCACAACGGUGAGGGGGUUCGAACUGGGCAGCCAGUGUCGGCUCCUGAGAGGGACAGCCAAGCCCUCGGCCGUGGUCUCUGCGCUGCUGAGCAGCUUGCUCACCGGAGCCCGCAGGCUCCUGGCGGCAGAGGCUUCCGUGAGGAGCCAAGCUCAGUACAACCCAGCAGAGCCCUGCGUCCCGGUAUGGCUCUGCCCACUCCCCCGCCCCACCCUUGCGUCCUGGACGGGGCCUCCACGCCUGCGUGCUGGCAUUGGCUUUCUGUCCCUUCUCUCCCACGGGUCAGCUGUGGAAGGAACCAGGGCCUUUGGUUUUGUAGCAGCUGUCUUGCUUAUACAACUUUUUCAGUAGAAACUCUUCACACACCAUCUCGGAGUCCUGCUUCCCGGAGAGUUCACCAUUCAGCGACCCAGCACCCUCCCCUGGGGCCUCUUUGACCAGCAGCCUAAGAACAAUGCAGAAGGGGCUUUCCUGGGCCCCAGAGCCGGGGAGAGCUGGAAGGGACCGGAAAGCUCCCCCCUGCCUGUCUCAGGAGCUCCGGCACGGCUCAGCCUCUGAGAGGGGAGAGAGGGCACGUCCCAACCACCGGGGUCCGAACCUCCACUCUGAGGGGGGGCUGGGGGGAUGCCUGGAGUGGGGAGCUGCCUGGAUUGGUGCUCUGGCCCGUGGCUGACUUUGGCCCGGCAGCCCUUCCCCACUUCUCUACAUCAACGCCCAGGGCCAGGGUCACCCUGCCUGCUCGGGCCCUAAGCCCCUACAGGAGCCUUUCUUCCCACUGCCUGCUAACCCCUGAUCUUGACCGAUCCCCUCUGCCCUCCCUGAGCCUGGCUAUUGGGUCUGGGGUCUGCACAUCCUUCCCUCUGAAGGACUUCUGCUGGUCAGACUUUAAAAACUGUGCAUAUCUGUGGGUGAGCUGGGGAGCAGGGCGCCCGCCUCCUGCUUUGUGCUGCCCCAGUGCUCUUCCAGAAAACAUUAAACUUGGAAUUGUGUGUUUCA
Messenger RNA from Balaenoptera musculus (blue whale), 3167 nucleotides. It is a transcript of the gene C1QTNF1, whose product is annotated as C1q and TNF related 1. The transcript is spliced from 4 exons. NCBI's taxonomy places the organism in Eukaryota, Metazoa, Chordata, Mammalia, Artiodactyla, Balaenopteridae. Gene Ontology annotation, molecular function: protein binding. The record is from RefSeq and is a predicted model, not a curated record. Bases 682 to 1512 code for a protein of 276 amino acids.